Molecule: messenger RNA, 1847 nt
Organism: Suillus subaureus
Lineage: Eukaryota; Fungi; Basidiomycota; Agaricomycetes; Boletales; Suillaceae
Exons: 10
Coding region: 193-1527 (444 amino acids)
Molecular function (GO): RNA binding
Source: RefSeq, a predicted model, not a curated record
GUGAGUGGUCGCGUACAUAAAUACAACCAAACUACUCGUGGACUUUGCCGUUCUUUCUUGUUCUCUUUCCAUCAUCGCUGCAGGUUUCGUGUCGCUUACGACAGCUUUAAACAGCUACACAUCGCACUCUUCCUUUCUAUUUCUUGUCGAGCACAAUCGUUUGUUUUUAUCACAGUAUUAGUUUCAUUCCCCAUGACUCGCGAUACAUUUGCCAUCAAGGUUGAGAAUAUUCCUGAAAAUGUCAAUUUGAAGGACAUCGAAUCCAUUUUCAAUAACGCUGUUGGUCCUGUACAACGUGCGGAGAUUCAUCGUGACGAAACGACCACGCCGCACUGCGUGCUAUAUUUUCUCACACACGAUGCCUUUAAGAAAGCUCUGCGGAUGUCUGGUUACAACAUCGGUGGUUCCUCUAUUAUCGUGACACCCGCCAAUAGCAAAAUGUCGUCUCCAAGCACUGGCAGGAAUUCAGAUGCGCGUCGAAAUCUCUACGUCCUCGGUCUACCGUUUGAUCUCACCAAGCCUGAAUUUUCCGCCCUGUUUUCGCGCUUCGGCACUGUUAUGCACGCUGUGAUUCUCGCUACUGUCGAUAAUGCAUCUCGCCGUCGCGGGUUCGUGGUAAUGUCAUCUCACGAGGAAGCCAAACAUGCAAUGAAUGCACUCUCGCGAACGCAAAUAAAAGGACACACUCUUGAUGUAUCUUGGGCCGUUGUACAACGUUCUCAAGGCUUCUUAGAUGGCGCAGACAGGACGAUGAUGCUGGCAUCCUCGAACCCUUCGUCACUUCCGGAAAUGGAGUUCGAUCGCCAACCCGCACCUCCGAUCAUCAGUUCGCCCCAAAACGCCACCAAACAAUGGAAUGUCUCAUUGGCACCUUCCUCGAAGCUGGUGGUAUCGAACUUGCCAACCAUUCUCUUUGCUCAGACCAGUGACUUGCAUCCUCUGUUCUAUCCUUUCGGUCCUAUUAAGGAGGUGAAGCUUAUGGAUUCUACUACGCUCGGCAAUGGAACUACGAGCGCUCUAGUCGAAUACGUGAAUAUUUUCAAUGCUCAGGAAGCCAAAGACGCACUUCAACGACAGUUCUAUGGGACCUCACGCCUGGAAGUCCGAUUCAUCCAAGACAAUAUCCAUCCGGUUGACUCGGCUGCUGCUGCAUAUGCCCAGUCUCCCAUGCUAUCGAAAACAUCUGAUGCUGGACUUAAUCCCUGUGCUGCUCCUUUUGUCUUUGGAUCUCGCCACUCACCACCCUUGGCUUCCGGUCUUAGCUGCGUUGCGCACGAUGCGUUUGUAAACGAUUUCUACUCCCCACCUGGUCUUCCCAGCGAUACCUUUCAAGCCGCCUCAUUCGCGCCCCACCCUGUUACAUAUCAUCUCAGGGCCCAUGUUGCCGAUACAAUUUCCAGAUCCAGCUCUGCAACGAGUUCGAGCUGGAGUAACGAUACUCGUCCGUACAGGUCUUCUCGUGCACCGUUCUCUUCUUUCACACGCGCGAACACACCCGCACGAUUCACACCACUCUUCUAUGCUUGAUCGAUUCACUUUUCCGUAUCGCCCAUUCGUGCUCUUCGCAACUUUAAUGCUCCACUACCUUCAAGAGAUGGACUCGGACUUCUUCUAGGCAAAAAAAUAGCACCCGCGCAUUAGUCUUUAUGUUAUCGAUUCUUGUUUUAAGUAUGUCAUUCAUAUGUUUUAGCCGUCUGUUUGCUUUAAUUAGUAAUAACGUCUGUCUUUUGUCUACAUGUAGUCGCUGUUAUGUUCGUCCUGUAGGGACUUGUAACCAUGGGUUUUGUCCACUGUACUGUUGAGAGAGGUGGCCUCCAGAUAAUAUGCGCCAGUGCACGUGGUAGACU